Molecule: messenger RNA, 408 nt
Organism: Cercopithifilaria johnstoni
Lineage: Eukaryota; Metazoa; Nematoda; Chromadorea; Rhabditida; Onchocercidae
Source: the annotation of a GenBank genome assembly
AUGCCCUGCAUGGUGAUUGCAGUUCUUGCGUUUCUCGUAGCGUUUCAACACUAUACUCAACUUAUGGCUACUACUCGAGCAAUUGGCCAAGCUUUAUAUUCGGUUGUUUAUGUUACCGUCCCAAAUUCAACUGUUGCGCAACAAAUUGCCAGAGAAGUAGUAAAGGGAAAGUAUGCUGCUUGUGUUAACAUCGUACCGACCAUUACUUCAAUAUAUGAAUGGGAAGAUAAAGUGGAAGAGGAUAAAGAAACGUUACUUGUCAUAAAAACAAAAUCAGCAGCGCUGGACGCUUUGAAAGCUAAAGUGCUCAGUAUGCAUCCGUACAAAGUACCUGAAUUCAUCGCUUUACCGAUAGAAAGUGGCAGCGAAAGUUAUUUACAAUGGAUCGAUAAGCAAGUCAAUUCAUAA